UUUCUCUCCCUUCCUCGCUCCCUCUCUUUCUCUCCUCCCUCUGCCUUCCCCGUGCAUAAAGUCUCCGUCGCUCCUGGAACUUGUUGGCAAUGCCUAUUUUUCAGCUUUCCCCCGCGUUCUCCAAACUAACUAUUUAAAGGUCUGCGGUCGCAAAUGGUUUGACUAAACGUAGGAUGGGACUUAAGUUGAACGGCAGAUAUAUUUCACUGAUCCUCGCGGUGCAAAUAGCGUACCUGGCGCAGGCCGUGAGAGCAGCGGGCAAGUGCGAUGCGGUCUUUAAGGGCUUUUCAGACUGUUUGCUCAAGCUGGGCGACAGCAUGGCCAACUACCCGCAGGGCCUGGACGACAAGACGAACAUCAAGACCGUGUGCACAUACUGGGAGGAUUUCCACAGCUGCACAGUCACAGCCCUUACGGAUUGCCAAGAAGGGGCGAAAGAUAUGUGGGAUAAACUGAGAAAAGAAUCCAAAAAUCUCAACAUCCAAGGCAGCUUAUUCGAACUCUGCGGCGGCGGCAACGGGGCGGCGGGGCCCCUGCUCCCGGCGCUGCCCGUGCUCCUGGUGUCUCUCUCGGCAGCUUUAGCGACCUGGCUUUCCUUCUGAGCGCCGGGCCGGCUCCCCCCGCGCGCGCCCGCACUCACGCCAUGCUCCCGGAAACCGAGAGGAAGAUCCAUGCGUUCUUUGGGGACGUUGUGAUUCUCUGUGAUGCUGAAAACCCUCAUAUGGGAAUUGUGGGAAAUCCUGAUUCUCUUUCUGAUUUCGUUUGGUUCCUUGUGUUCCAUUUGCCAAAUGUUACCGAUCAGUGAGCAGGCGAGCACAGCCAAAAUCGGACCUCAGCUUCAGUCCGUCUUCACACAGAAACACGAAAACGGCAAACCCACCCCAUUACUUUUGUUUUUUUUCUUUUUUUUUUUAAUUUUUAUUUUUUUGGCACAAGAAUCUCAGGAACGGCCCUGGGCCGCCUACUAUAUUAAUCAUGUGAAUACAUGACCAAUGAUGGGCUCCUCCUAACAGGAAAGAGGAGAGGAGAAGGCCAGGGGAAUGCAUUGAAGAGAGCAGCAUCUCGUGAAUAAUUCACGCUCACUGUCUUUCUAACACAGAAUCUUGUUUUGAUCAUUUCCACUGCACAUUUCUCCUCGAGAAAAGUGAAAGGACAGAUGGUUGGCCUUGUGUUUCAAGGCUAGGAUGGGGAGAGGGAGGGAGUUGAGGAAACCUCGGGUCAGAGGUACAGGCUGCCAGAAGCAACGCUGCUGAAGUCACUGAGAGGUUAAGCUUUACCUGCUCGUUGAUGCAUUUUUCGAAGUCCACUGCCUUGGUUUUCCCUCUUGUUUUAGCUGUUCCACAUACGGUAAUACCUGAAUAUCCAACGGUAUAGAUCACAAGGGGGGGGGGGAUGUUAAAUGUUAAUCUAAAAUAUAGUUAAAACAAGAUUUUGACAUAAAAGAGCCUUGAUUUUAAAAAAAAAAAGAGAUGUAAUUUAAAAAGUUUAUUAUAAAUUAAAUUCAGCAAAAAAAAAAAAAAGAUUUGCUACAAAGUAUAGAGAAGUAUAAAAUAAAAGUUAUUGUUUGAAA
Messenger RNA from Dama dama (fallow deer), 1570 nucleotides. RefSeq names its product neuritin 1 (gene NRN1). NCBI's taxonomy places the organism in Eukaryota, Metazoa, Chordata, Mammalia, Artiodactyla, Cervidae. Gene Ontology annotation, cellular component: plasma membrane. The record is from RefSeq and is a predicted model, not a curated record. Bases 174 to 602 code for a protein of 142 amino acids. Gene Ontology annotation, biological process: neuron projection extension; nervous system development. The transcript has 3 exons.